CUCCUCCCGAAGAUGCAGGAUGGCUGCGGAGCCGCGGUCCAGCCUGUCCUACCGCACCACGGGCUCCACCUGUCUGCACCCGCUCAGCGAGCUCCUGGGCAUCCCGCUGGACCAGGUGAAUUUUGUGGCCUGCCAGCUCUUCGCUUUGUGUGCAGCUUUCUGGUUCCGCCUCUACCUGAGUCCUGGGAAAACCAGUCCUGAUGUCCGGCAUGCAUUUGCCACCAUUUUUGGCGUCUAUUUUGUCAUCUUUUGUUUUGGCUGGUAUUCUGUGCAUCUAUUUGUGCUGGUGUUAAUGUGCUAUGGAAUCAUGGUCACUGCAAGCAUAUCCAAUAUUCACAGAUACUCCUUUUUUGUAGCAAUGGGCUACCUUACAGUCUGCCACAUCAGUCGAAUCUACAUCUUCCACUACGGAAUUCUCACUACAGAUUUUUCUGGGCCUCUGAUGAUUGUUACUCAGAAGAUCACAACCUUGGCAUUCCAAGUUCAUGACGGACUAGGUCGAAGGGCUGAAGAUCUUUCCAGCGAGCAACAUCGACUUGCUGUAAAAGCAAAACCCUCCUUUUUGGAAUAUGUGAGCUACCUUCUCAACUUCAUGAGUAUCAUAGCAGGCCCUUGUAACAAUUUCAAGGAUUAUAUAGCCUUCAUUGAAGGGAGACACACACACAUGAAGUUGCUGGAAGUGAACUGGAAGGAAAAAGGCUUCCACAGUCUGCCAGAACCUUCUCCCACUGGAGCCGUGAUGCACAAACUGUGCAUGACCUUGGUAUCUCUCCUUUUGUUUCUGACGCUGACGAAGACCUUCCCUGUCGCCUCCCUGGUUGACGACUGGUUUGUUCAUGAAGCAAACUUUCUGACCCGACUCUGCUACUUAUAUGUCGUCAUGCAAGCCUCCAAGCCCAAGUAUUACUUUGCCUGGACGUUAGCUGAUGCAGUGAACAACGCAGCUGGCUUUGGGUUCAGCGGAGUGGAUAAGAAUGGAAAUUUCUCUUGGGAUCUGCUUUCUAACCUAAACAUCUGGAAAAUAGAGACUGCCACAAGUUUCAAAAUGUACGUAGAAAACUGGAAUAUUCAGACAGCUACUUGGCUAAAGCGUGUGUGCUACGAGCGGGUUCCCUGGUACCCCACUGUGCUGACCUUCAUCCUGUCUGCCUUAUGGCACGGUGUCUACCCUGGGUACUACUUCACCUUCUUAACUGGAAUCCUUGUCACUCUAGCAGCCAGAACGGUGAGGAAAAACUACAGACAUUACUUCCUUUCUUCAAAAGCCCUCAAGGUUGUUUAUGACAUAGUCACCUGGGCUGUCACUCAGCUGGCCGUCUCUUACACAGUGGCCCCCUUCGUUAUGUUGGCCGUGGAACCCACCAUCAGCUUAUACAAGUCUAUGUACUUUUACUUACACAUCAUCAGUCUCCUGAUCAUUCUUUUCCUACCAAUCAAACCACAAGCUCAUAAUCAAAGGCGGCCUCAGACUCUGAACUCUGUUAAUAAGAAAAAAAUGGAUUGA
Molecule: messenger RNA, 1504 nt
Organism: Budorcas taxicolor (takin)
Lineage: Eukaryota; Metazoa; Chordata; Mammalia; Artiodactyla; Bovidae
Gene: MBOAT1
Product: membrane bound O-acyltransferase domain containing 1
Exons: 13
Coding region: 20-1504 (494 amino acids)
Biological process (GO): lipid modification
Cellular component (GO): membrane
Molecular function (GO): acyltransferase activity
Source: RefSeq, a predicted model, not a curated record